AUGGAUGAAAAUAUCGACGAUAAUGAUUUUAAUAAGAGCGAUAAUGAUAACACUGACGAUUUAAACAAAAAUACUGGUGAACCCGGUAAUUCUAGUGACUCACCAUUUAACAUUAAUGAUUCAAACAAUACAGAUGAAGAUUUAAAUAACUAUAAUGUUGAAAAUGACCAAACCAAUGAUGAUAGAGACCCUCAAACUGAUAAUUUACCCAAUGAUGAUGAUAUAGUUGGACUAUUUGAAGAUAGUGAUGAAAAUGUUGAUGAUUCUAUCAAAACAGAAGGUAUGAGUCAAUCACCUACAAGGCGUGAAGUUGAGCCGGUAGAACAGGAACAAUCUCCGGUUUAUGAGACCGAAAUUAUAAGCGCUACCCUUCCUUUGCUUCCAAGGCCUGGAAGAAAUGAAAAUUUAGUUGUUUGUAAGUUUCCACCUACUUUGAUGGUUUGCGACGUUAAUGAUAUUAGAAACUAUCUCAGGUCAAACCCUCACAUUCUGGAGAAUCCUCCGAACCCAAAUAAUCUUUCAAUAUUACUGUAUGAUAUAAAAACUAAGAGCAAUAACUCUUUUCCCAAGGAAGGUCAAAGCUCGAAUCAAAAUGUUAGGAGUAACAGUAAAAUAGUGGCUUGGGACGACAAUACAGUCACAUUAUUUGUUGGAACUGUCCCUCUUGACGUUGAGUUUCAAUCUGAGGUUUCAUUUCUGUUUGAGGACUCUAAUUUUGACUUAAAACCAGUCCACGCUGAAGUUGACACUAGACUCCAAACUCGUUUCUCAAACUUACUCAAAAACAAGAUGAUUAAGCAGAAACACACCAAACGACAGAAAAUGGAAGUCACUUUUCUAUCUGAUGCAAUACAAUCGCAAUACAAAAUUCAAGAGGUAAUUUUAUUUUUUAUCAAUUUUUAA
Theileria annulata is the source of this 903-nucleotide messenger RNA. RefSeq lists its product as uncharacterized. Bases 1 to 903 code for a protein of 300 amino acids. Lineage: Eukaryota; Apicomplexa; Aconoidasida; Piroplasmida; Theileriidae. The transcript has a single exon. The record is from RefSeq and is a predicted model, not a curated record.